AUGAUGGUCCAAAGCUGCUUGAUGUGGCUUGUCCACGUUCUUCCAGCUGUUGCACUCACUAUCACCGCGCCUAGUCAAACUAUUCCCUCUUUAGCUCCGCUCUUGGGUUGUGCUUCUGAAAACUUGAUUGAGGAUGUGGCUUUCGAGACUAUCGAUCUCGAUGACAGUGUGUGGACUGUUCUCCCGCCCACGGCCGGUGCUGUUGUCGAUGGAUACUUGCAUCUGAGUGCCGAAGCUAUCCAAUCGCAGGCACUGUUGAUCCAGACCGUUACUGGCGCCGUUGCGGAAGAGACUUACUCUGUCUCUUUCGAUUUCCGCCUGACAGCUGGCUCUUGUACCGUGGAUCUUGUACUCAAUGGUGCAAAUGUCGGCGUUAGCACUCUUACAGCCGGUUCCUGGCAGACUAUCACCAAGCAAUGGACGGCUGUUAGCUCGGAAGCCGACAUGCUCAUCCUAAUUAGUUGCCCUGGUGCCACGAUAUUGGGCGCAACAGUGGAUGUGAACAACUUCUCGUUCGAGAAGAGAUGUGGUUCAUUCACCUCGACCAGCGUCUCGGUCCCUACCAAGACCCCAUCGGGCUCGCCUGUGGCUACCAGCACUCCGCUCGCCUCUUCUGUCUCCCCAUCUGGCCAUUCUAGCUCCGAGGGAUCGGGAUCUUCAUCGCUCUCCUCAGUAUCACCAAGUAGCACUGUAGGCCCUAUCACCUUGACAACACCUAUCACUGCUUCUAGUGGUGCCAUCAAGCCCUCAGCCUCAACCCCUGGAGCACCGGCAUUUUCCCAGUCCACCGCACCGACAACAGCUGCCUCCGUGAAGCCAGCUAGCUCUUCCCCAGCUGGAACUCCUACGCCACAUUCAACAACCACUAUCACCGGACCUGUAAACCCCGCUUCCAGCAGUGUCAUCGAGUCUUCAGCCUCGACACCGGGAACACCAGAAUUUUCAGAGUCCACGGCGCCGACAACUGUUGCAUCUGUGAAGCCCACUAGCUCUUCCCCAGCUGAAACUUCUACGCCGGAUAUGACAACCUCUACUGUCUUCACCACUCGCACUGCGACUAUCACAGCCUGUCCCUCAACUAUCACCAACUGCCCAGCCACUGACAAAACAACUCACAUUACAACCGAGACUAUCAUCGUCUCGACCACCGUCUGCCCUGUUGGAGAUGCAACGACCACCACCGAUGGAUCUAGCCCUACCGGCCCAUCUGGCAGUGGCAAUGACUACACAAUCUCAACAAUCCUCUCAACCAGAACUGUCACUCUAACCCAAUGCCCGGAGACAGUGACUGACUGCCCAGCCCGUGACCAGACAACACACGUCACGACAGAGACCAUCGUUGCCGGUACCACCUCGGUCCCGAUCAACACCGCCGUGGCCACCACGACACCUGGUGCAGUGCAUACAUCGACUGUUCCUGUACAGACGGCAACUGCUGUUCUUAGCAGUGACACAAAGACUUCAACCGCAUACUCUAUUGUCACCAUCACAGGCACCGCUACUUCCGAGGAAUCCAGCCCUACUAGCCUAUCUGGCAGUGACAAUGACUACACAAUCUCAACAAUCCUCUCAACCAGAACUGUCACUCUAACCCAAUGCCCGGAAACAGUGACUGACUGCCCAGCCCGCGACCAGACAACACACGUCACUACUGAGACUAUCGUUGCCGGUACCACUUUGGUCCCAAUCAACACCGCUGUGACCACCACGGCAUCUGGCGCAGUGUAUACAUCGACUGUUCCUGUGCAGACGGCGACUGCUGUUGUUAGUAGUGAGACAAGGAUUUCGACCGAUUACUCUAUUGUCACUGUCACUGGCACCGCUACUACCGAGGGAGGUGUGAUCAGUGAGACUAGUGUUUCUCGCGUUGGUGAAAGUGGACCUGGUUCCGGAGUAUCGGCGAACCAAGGUGAAGGUGAAGAUGAAGAUUCGACCGGCUCUGGCUCUGGCUCUGGCUCUGGCUCUGAUAUCUCCGCUGGUAGCAAUACCGGCCACCCCUCUAAUCUGCCCGGCAUCACACUCACACGCAUCAGCUCAGCCACACCUUCAAUCUCCGCCGGAAUCCACUCAGCCACAGCCAAGGUUUCCCCCGCCGCGGCCUCUUCUCCUACUGCUGCCACAGGCACAGGCGCAGGUGCAAGCACGGGUUCGGGUUCUACUACAGAAAGCAGCAGCUCAGCAAGUGCAUCACCUAUGUUCAACCGUGCUUCGUCCUCGACUGUUUCCGGCGCCUUGUCUGCUCUUGGUGUUAUCGCUGCUGUCGCACUUUUCCUUUGA
Penicillium roqueforti is the source of this 2277-nucleotide messenger RNA. RefSeq lists its product as uncharacterized. The coding region runs from base 1 to 2277 and encodes 758 amino acids. The transcript has 2 exons. NCBI's taxonomy places the organism in Eukaryota, Fungi, Ascomycota, Eurotiomycetes, Eurotiales, Aspergillaceae. The record is from RefSeq and is a predicted model, not a curated record.